UUAACUAAACACAUACGUAUUCAUACAGGAGAGAAACCAUAUCCUUGUGAUGUCUGUGGCAAAUCAUUCUAUCAAAGUAGUACAUUAGCUAAACACAUUCGUAUUCAUACAGGAGAGAAACCAUAUCACUGUGAUAUCUGUGGUAAAUUGUUCUCUCGAAAUACAGCCUUAAAAAGACACAAACAUAUUCAUACAGCAGAGAAGCCAUACAACUGUGAUAUUUGUGACAAAUCAUUCUAUCAAAGAAGUAGCCUUACUAGUCACAUUCGCAUUCAUACAGGAGAGAAACCAUAUCACUGUGAUAUCUGUGGUAAUUCAUUCUCUCAAAGUUUUUUGUUAAAUGUGCACAAACGUAUUCAUACGGGAGAGAAACCAUAUCACUGUGAUAUUUGUGGUAAAUCAUUUACUGGAAGUAGUAACCUUACUAAGCACAUACGUACUCAUACAGGAGAGAAACCAUAUCACUGUGAUAUUUGUGGUAAAUCAUUCUCUCAAAGUAGUGUUUUAACUGCACACAAGUGUAUUCAUACAGGUGAGAAACCAUAUCACUGUGAUAUUUGUGGUAAAUUGUUCUCUGGAAAUACAGCCUUAAUAAAACACAAACAUAUUCAUAUAGCAGAGAAGCCAUACAAUUGUGAUAUUUGUAGCAAAUCAUUCUAUCAAAGAAGUAGCCUUACUUGUCACAGACGUAUUCAUACAGGAGAGAAACCAUAUCACUGUGAUAUCUGUGGUAACUCUUUUACUACAAGUAGUACAUUAAAUACACACAAACUUGUUCAUACAGGAGAGAAACGAUAUCCUUGUGAUAUUUGUAGCAAAUCAUUCACUCAAAGUAGUAGCCUUACUACACACAAACGUAUUCAUACAGGAGAGAAACCAUAUCACUGUGCUAUUUGUGGUAAAUCAUUCUCUCAAAACGCAUGCUUAAUAAGUCACAAUCGUAUUCAUACAGGAGAGAAGCCAUAUAAUUGCGAUAUCUGUGGUAAAUCAUUCUCUCGAAGUAGUCACUUAUCAAAACACAAAUAUAUUCAUACAAUGGAGAAACCAUAUCCCUGAUAACUGGUAAAUCACUCUCUGAAAAUUCUGACUUAACAAAAACACAAAUAUAUUCAUACUGGGAAGAAAGGUAGAAGGUAGUUUCUUAUUUACUUUUGAUAUUCCAGGUCUUACCUUUGCUGGUCACAUAGGGCCUCUCACUCAGAGUAAAAGGCCGACUGUAUGACGCAUGUAUACGAACCGCCGUGCUACAUGGCAGUGAAACAUGGACCAUUACUGCUGAGGACAUGCGUAAGCUCGAAAGGAAUGAAGCCAGUAUGCUCCGAUGGAUGUGAAAUAUCAGUGUGCAUACUCGACAGAGUGUAAGUACCUUGAGAGAAAAGUUGGACCUAAGAAGCAUCAGUUGUGGUGUGCAAGAGAGACGAUUGCGCUGGUAUGGACAUGUGGUGAGAAUGGAUGAGGAUAGCUGUGUGAAAAAGUGCUACACCCUAGCGGUUGAGGGAGCCUGUGGAAGAGGUAGACCCAGGAAGACCUGGUAUGAUGUGAUGAAGCAUGACCUCCGAACUUUAGGCCUCAACAAGGCAAUGACUAGUGAGCUGGACCUUUGGAAAUAUACAGUACGUGAGAAGACCUGGCAUGGCAAGUGAAACCAUAAUCCGUGGCCUCUGCCAGAAGUGUAGCCAGCUCACUAAUUCGUAUCUUUACCUCAUUGGACACUAAACUCUGCUUGCGAGGACCUGUUGAGGCAAGUGAAUUUGAAAUGGAAAUGGAACCAAAUUCGACGACUGGCACCUCUGCCAACCUCUCUUUCAUUGGACACUAAACUCUGCUUGCGAAGACCUGUCGGGGCAAGUGAUUUCGAAAUCGUAAUUGAACCAUACUCGUUGACUGGCACCUGUGCCAUUGAAGCACUAACAGCACCGUCUGAGCGAGAUCAUUCCAGAGCAGCUGUGUAGCUUUUGUGCCAGUGGCAUGUAAACAGCACCAUUUGAUCAUGAUCAUUACCAGCAUCGCCUUAUUGGCACGUCAGAAAAUUAUUCCAGCGAGGUUAUUGCCAGUACCCCUUGACUGGCUUCUGUGCUGGCUGCACGUAAAAAACACCAUUUUGAGCAUGGCCAUUCCCAAAACCGCUUGAUUGGCACGUAAAAGCACCCACUACACUCUCAGAGUGGUUGGGGUUAGGAAGGGCAUCCAGCUGUAGAAACUCUGCCAGAGCAGAUUGGAGCCUGGUGCAGCCAUCUGGCUCACCAGUCCUCAGUCAAAUCUUCCAACCCAUACUAGCAUGGAAAGCGGACGUUAAACGAUGAUGAUGAUUCCAAUGUCUUAUACAAAGAAAUUAAAGAAUUUCUAGAAAUUUUA
Molecule: messenger RNA, 2355 nt
Organism: Octopus bimaculoides (California two-spot octopus)
Lineage: Eukaryota; Metazoa; Mollusca; Cephalopoda; Octopoda; Octopodidae
Biological process (GO): regulation of transcription by RNA polymerase II
Cellular component (GO): nucleus
Molecular function (GO): DNA-binding transcription activator activity, RNA polymerase II-specific; RNA polymerase II cis-regulatory region sequence-specific DNA binding
Source: RefSeq, a predicted model, not a curated record